AUGGCUUGUAGAAUGUUAUAAACAGAUGGUAUUUAAAAGGAAUCUUAUCUUCUCAGGAAUGGAAGGAAAGGGACGUCGAGCUGUUCUGUCCAGUGUUUGGGAGAUGACGCUGUCUGAGCGACAGAAUGCAGCGUUGUUAUUGGAAAGCACAACCGCGAAACCUUUUAUCUUUUGUAGGUAUUACUUCAAAUGUUUCUUUUGCGAACAGAAAUACUCUGAAGUGCACGCGUUGUUGAAUCAUAGCAGCGACCACGAAAUGCCGGACAGAGAUGUAAUUUUAAAGGAGUUUCUCACAAAAGGCAAGAAGUCUGUCAAAGUAGAUAUAUCUGAGCUCAAAUGCAAGAUAUGCAGUGCAACCUUUUCGAAAAUUGACGAGAUUCGAGCCCAUUUAACUUUAGAACAUAGCAAAAUCUUCACUCCUUCAGGUAAUGGGCUCAUUGUUUACAAUUUGAGCUUGAAAGACAGACAAUUCUCUUGCCACGUUUGCCAUAAAUCUUUCCAAACGUUCAUACUUCUGAAUCGACACAUGAAUGUUCACUUCAGCAAUGCGGUCUGCGAGACAUGCGGCGCCGGUUUCAUGACCUACCAGCGCUUGAUACAGCAUCGAGAAACGCACUCCCCCGGCGGCUAUCCUUGCCCGAAAUGUAGCAAAACGUACACCACAAAUUCCAACCUCAAAUACCACAUUGAAAAAGCGCACGAGGGUUCGGCGAAAUCGAAAAUACUCCGGUGUCCACAUUGCCGCGAGCGUUUCUCUGAACAUUUCCGGAAACUGAAACAUCUGAAAGAAGCGCACGGUAUAACUUUCACCUUCGAAUGCGAGGUGUGCAAGUCGAAAUUUCCCAGUCGCAGAGCGUUAACCACGCACACGAAUAAACAGCACACAGACAAGACUCAGUGCCAUAUAUGUACGAAGAGCUUCAGUUGUGUUACCACAUUGAAGAGGCAUAUGGAUUCCCACACGGGUGAUAGGAAUUUCGUGUGCGGUAUAUGUCAAAAAGCCUAUAGACAAGAGAAAAGUUUGAGACGCCACAUGACGGUGCAUGUUCAAGAUUUUAAUUGUAAUUAAUGUCCAUUAA
This is a messenger RNA of Zerene cesonia (dogface butterfly), 1079 nucleotides long. Its product is annotated as zinc finger protein 879-like. The coding region runs from base 26 to 1069 and encodes 347 amino acids. Gene Ontology annotation, biological process: regulation of transcription by RNA polymerase II. The record is from RefSeq and is a predicted model, not a curated record. The transcript has a single exon. Lineage: Eukaryota; Metazoa; Arthropoda; Insecta; Lepidoptera; Pieridae. Gene Ontology annotation, molecular function: DNA-binding transcription factor activity, RNA polymerase II-specific; RNA polymerase II transcription regulatory region sequence-specific DNA binding. Gene Ontology annotation, cellular component: nucleus.